AUGCUAUUCGACUCUUUAUCAACAAAGCUUAACUUAAUCAGAGUUUAAGCACCACUUUUUAUUCCCGCAGGUACUGGUUUCUAAGAUAUACGCUUAUCUGAAAAUAAUAAGAUGGCUUAGAUAAAUUUCUAAUAUUUUUAGUUGCCUGGAGUUCAUCUGGAAAUUUUUCACUCGUUAGCCAAAAGGAGGAGAUAAAUUUUAUCUCUUCAUGAGUUUGAACCAUAUAGUGGAAUCUAUGCAGAAGGUCAUUUUAUGAGAGUUAUUGAGCCCGAGGUUACUCCCACUCACUCUUUUCUUAAACAAGUAGAAGAAAACCUUGCAAAACGUUACCCUAAUUAAAUUGAUAGACAACUCCCAGAAAAUAUUAGUUUUAUACACUCUUAAGAGCUUGAGGAAUAAUUUCCAGGCAUUACACCAAAAGACAGAGAGGUCGCGAUCACGAAGGAGUUAGGUGCCGUAUUCCUCAUAGGUAUUGGCCACCCUCUACCUUAGAGCGGUUAGCCUCACAGCAAGAGAAAUUCAGAUUACGAUGACUGGUGGACUCAGAGCAACAGUAUAGGGUACCGAGGUCUCAAUGGAGAUAUUCUAGUUUGGGAUUCAACUUUAGAUACAGUUUUAGAAAUCUCAUCAAUGGGUAUACGGGUUAGCUCGGAAUCUUUAGAAUAGCAAUCAAUUAUUCAAGGAACCUGGGAAUACAUUAAAGAAUUGGACUAUCACAAGUCUAUUGCAGGAGAAAAAUUUGUAUAUUCAAUUGGCGGUGGAAUAGGUAUUGAUAGAGUCCUUAAGUGUAUACUGAGAAAAAGACAUAUAGGAGAUAUUCAAGUUGGAGUUUGGCCAGAGGAGGAGUUGAAUGCGCAUUAUGAAUAUCUUAGAUGA
Stylonychia lemnae is the source of this 876-nucleotide messenger RNA. NCBI's taxonomy places the organism in Eukaryota, Ciliophora, Spirotrichea, Sporadotrichida, Oxytrichidae. The record is from the annotation of a GenBank genome assembly.